UGUCCCAACGAAACUCCCUUAGCUCAGCUCAAGGACAUUACGUAAAGGGAGAAAACGUGAAGGCCGACAAAUUGAAGGAUUACGAAGAGGUUUGGAAUCGCCCGAGCUGUUGGCCCGCAGCGGGCCGAUCGUGGCAGAAUGUGGCUUUGGUAUUUUCUGCUGGGAUCGGGAACGGGCAGCUCAGUCUAUUGCCAGCUUCUUCCUGGGAAUAACUUUACAGCAGAGUGCAACAUACCUGGAAACUUCAUGUGUGGAGAUGGCAAAUGUAUUUCUGGAAACUGGCAGUGUGAUGGCUUUCCAGACUGUUUUGACAAGAGUGAUGAGAAGGGCUGCUGUAUCCCUCUGCCAUCACGACAGGUGUCACAAGAGACAGGUGUUAAUGAAAAUGACAGCACAGCAAAGGUGAAGUCGAAGUGUGCACCUACAUUCUUUGCUUGUGCAAAUGGGCUCCACUGCAUUAUUGGCCGCUUUCAAUGCAAUGGCUUCAAAGAUUGUCCUGAUGGCAGUGAUGAAGACAACUGCACUGCUAACCCUCUGGUGUGUUCAUCCGCACGGUUCCACUGUCAAAAUGGACGGUGUGUAGAUCGCAGUUUUCUAUGCAAUGGACAAGAUAACUGUCAAGACAACAGUGAUGAAGAGAACUGCCUUACAACAGCAGAAUCCCCAGGACAGGACUUUGUGACACUGGACUAUCGACUGCGCUAUUACCCCAGUAUCACUUAUGCAGUUAUUGGCAGUGCCAUCAUCUUUGUCUUGGUGGUGGCAUUGAUGGCCCUUGUUCUGCACCAUCAGAGAAAGCGAAGUGUCUUGUUGCCUCAAGGUGUCCACAGAGGUGCCUGUCACCAGCCACUCCUGCUGUCUCGGUUUGUGAUAGUGGACAGAGGACAUGUCCAUCCAGCAGGCCGUGGCCUUUCCAUAACCCAGUGUUCAUCUCAGUCAGAGCCAUUCAGUUCGGUUCAUAGGCUUCAGUUGCUGUCUCACUCACAAUAUCCUACUGCAGCGAUAAACCUGCCACCAUCAUACUCGCAAGCUGUACGGGAUGUUGGCCGACCCCCAUGGUUUGAUCUCCCACCUCCUCCUUACCCUCCAGAAGCUGAAGCUCUGUCUGAGAGGGAACUGCCUAUGAUUGACUAUGAGGAUCCAGAAUCAGCCACCUCAAGGGUUAUACCUCCACAGACCAGGAUCAAUGCUGACUCCAGUUCUGCAGUGGAGUCUCAGCAGCCUUCAUUUUAAAA
Messenger RNA from Xyrauchen texanus (razorback sucker), 1235 nucleotides. RefSeq names its product low density lipoprotein receptor class A domain containing 3 (gene ldlrad3). Gene Ontology annotation, cellular component: plasma membrane. Bases 139 to 1233 code for a protein of 364 amino acids. The transcript has 7 exons. The record is from RefSeq and is a predicted model, not a curated record. Gene Ontology annotation, molecular function: protein binding. NCBI's taxonomy places the organism in Eukaryota, Metazoa, Chordata, Actinopteri, Cypriniformes, Catostomidae. Gene Ontology annotation, biological process: receptor-mediated endocytosis.